Molecule: messenger RNA, 405 nt
Organism: Anopheles arabiensis
Lineage: Eukaryota; Metazoa; Arthropoda; Insecta; Diptera; Culicidae
Exons: 1
Coding region: 1-405 (134 amino acids)
Molecular function (GO): zinc ion binding; nucleic acid binding
Source: RefSeq, a predicted model, not a curated record
AUGUUGGCCACGGAGGAGGACAUCCGCAAGACAUUCCAGACAGUGUUAGAGAAGGAGGCGACGCUGGCCACUAUCAACAUCUGGGAGCGGCGCGAUGGUUCACAGCGUGCCCGAGUGCGAUUGCCACGCAGCGACGCCAACCAUCUGAUAGAUAAGCGGCUCCUAAUUGGCUACUCUUGCUGCAUGGUACGAGAAGCACCGAAACCGUUGCCAAAUUCGCGGUGCCUGGAACGCGGCCACAUGUCCAGGGACUGCCAGGGGAUCGACAGAUCCGGCAUGUGCCUGCGCUGUGGAGCGAUUGACCACAAGGCAGCCAACUGCAAUAACGACCUAAAAUGCAUGAUCUGCGGCGGCCCGCAUCGUAUCGCCGCCGCCUCCUGUACGAUAACAACACGGACUUGUUGA